AUGGGCAUAAGUGCUCAAUCCGCCGAUGUGAAGUUCAAUUGCCCACAUGAUUGCAUUGGUGUUUGGCCGGAUUGCGUCUGUACUCCAGAAUCUGUAGAAAAGAAGUUCACCGUUGACUGUCGGAAGUGUCCGAGAAAAUGCAAAUGCGUAUUCGGGCAGUGUGUGUGUUCUGAAGAAAAAGAAAAAGCGCUCAAAGGAACUUGUUCCGAUCGCGACUGUCCAAGAAGACUGGGUUGCUGGUGUCAGAGUGGCACCUGUUUGUGCCCGGCACAAAGAGAAGAGAAGCCCCCACGAACUUGUUCCAUUUUGAAUUGUUCAAGAACAGAAGGCUGCCGGUGCCUGGGGAACACCUGUGUAUGCCCGGCAAAAAAAGAGGUGAGAAUCGGCUGCCCACCCCCAUGCACCGGAUCGCUUCCCAACUGCUCUUGUCCACCAGGACCACCACCAUGCCCACCAAAUGUCCCAUUUUGUGCUGAGAAAAAAGGGAUU
Molecule: messenger RNA, 489 nt
Organism: Mesorhabditis belari
Lineage: Eukaryota; Metazoa; Nematoda; Chromadorea; Rhabditida; Rhabditidae
Source: the annotation of a GenBank genome assembly